Messenger RNA from Trifolium pratense (red clover), 3930 nucleotides. Its product is annotated as ABC transporter G family member 31-like. Gene Ontology annotation, cellular component: membrane. The transcript is spliced from 21 exons. The record is from RefSeq and is a predicted model, not a curated record. Gene Ontology annotation, molecular function: ATP hydrolysis activity; ATP binding; ABC-type transporter activity. Lineage: Eukaryota; Viridiplantae; Streptophyta; Magnoliopsida; Fabales; Fabaceae. Bases 1 to 3930 code for a protein of 1309 amino acids.
AUGGAGGUGCCAAACAUUGAAGUGAGAUUUCAAAAUUUGACAAUUGGAGCUGAAGUUCAUAUUGGUACAAGAGCUCUACCAACUUUGAUCAAUUACACACGAGAUGCUCUUGAGGGUUUUGUUUUUGGGAUAGGUGGGCCUAAAAGACAUUCUUUGACCAUCUUGAAUGAUAUCAAUGGUGUCAUCAAACCUGGAAGGAUGACAUUGUUAUUAGGACCUCCAGGAUCUGGCAAAACUACUUUACUUUUGGCUCUUGCUGGAAAACUCGGAGAUGACCUCAAGAAAAAGGGUUGUAUAACAUACAAUGGACAUGAGCAAAAUCAAUUUUCUAUUCAAAGGGCUUCUGCAUACAUUAGCCAAAUUGAUAAUCACAUUGGAGAAUUAACAGUGAGAGAAACUUUUGAUUUUGCAAAUAGAUGUCAAGGUUCCGGUGAUCCAGAGUUACUGAAAACUCUGGAAAGCUUAGAAAAGGAGAGAAAUGUGAUGCCAAGUCCAGAAAUUCAUGCAUUUAUGAAGGCAUCAUGUGUUGGUGGCAAAAGGCACAAUGUGAUGACAGAUUAUAUUCUGAAAGUACUUGGUCUUGAUGUAUGUUCUGAUACUGUUGUUGGUAGUGAUAUGAUAAGGGGGAUAUCUGGUGGCCAAAAGAAGAGAGUGACAACAGGAGAAAUGAUUGUGGGACCAAGAAAAACUUUGUUUAUGGAUGAAAUAUCAACUGGACUUGAUAGCUCUACAACAUUCCAAAUAGUAAAAUGCCUAAGAAAUUUUGUUCAUCAAAUGGAAGCUACUGUACUAAUGGCUCUUCUUCAACCUGCACCAGAGACAUUUGAGCUCUUUGAUGAUAUAAUACUUUUAUCUGAUGGACAUAUAGUAUAUCAAGGUCCUAGAGAAAAUGUGGUAGAGUUUUUCGAAUCAUUAAAUUUCAAACUCCCACCGCGCAAAGGGGUUGCAGAUUUUCUUCAAGAGGUAACAUCUAAAAAAGAUCAAGCACAAUACUGGGCUGAUUCGUCAAAGCCAUAUGAAUAUAUUUCGGUACCAGAGAUUGCAGAAGCCUUUAGAAAUUCCAAAUUUGGAAAGUCUAUGGAAGCUAUGUAUACUGCUCCCUAUGAUAAAUCAAAAAGUCAUCCUUCAGCUUUGCCUAAAAAAAAUUUUGCUGUCUCAAAUUAUGAUCUUUUUAAGGCUUGUUUGUCGCGAGAAUUGACUUUGCUCAACAGAAAUAGAUUUCUUUACAUUUUCAGAACCGGUCAGGUUGCAUUUGUUGGAUUUGUCGUGUCCACGAUGUUCCUACAAAUAAAAAAUUAUCCUAAAAACGAAGUUUAUGGAAAUCUCUACCAAUCUUCACUAUUUUAUGCACUGGUGCACAUGUUGUUUAAUGGGACUUCUGAGUUGUCUCUUCUGAUAUUUCGGCUACCUGUCUUUUAUAAACAAAGAGGAAAUUUAUUUUAUCGAACAUGGUCAUGGACAUUGUCAACAUGGAUUCUUCAAAUACCUUAUUCCAUUAUGGAAGCUGUUGUGUGGACUUGUGUUGUAUACUAUACCAUUGGAUUUGCUCCUGGUGUUGGGAGGUUCUUCCGAUACAUGUUUUUGUUGUUCUGGGUGCACCAAAUGGCAUUAGGCCUCUUUCGGCUUAUGGCUGCUCUCGGACGUGAUAUGAUCGUUGCUAAUACAGUCAGUUCGGGUGCAUUGAUGAUUUUAUUCUUGCUGGGAGGAUUUGUUAUCCCAAAAGGUAUGAUUAAGCCAUGGUGGGCUUGGGGUUAUUGGUUAUCACCUCUUAAUUACGGACAAAGAGCAAUUUCAGUCAAUGAAUUUACUGCCACAAGAUGGGAAGAGCCUUCGGCUUUAGGAACCGACACAGUUGGUCACAAUAUACUCAAAUCGUUCAAUUUACCAAUCGAAGAUUACUGGUUUUGGAUUAGUUUGGGAGUUUUAGCACUCUACACAUUAGUUUUCAACAUCUUGACCACUUUGGCACUGACCUAUUUGAACCCACUCACAAAACCAAGAGCAGUUUCUCAGGAUGAGGACUCACAAAAUAGUUCUGAUAAAGUUGAUAAUGAAUCAACAAAAAGUUCCAAAAAGAAAGGAAUGAUUCUUCCUUUUGAACCAUUGACAAUGACCUUCCACAAUGUCAAUUAUUAUGUCGAUAUGCCUCCAGAGAUAAGAAAACAAGGUGUAACAGAAACUAGGUUGAAGCUUCUAUCAAAUGUGAGCGGUGUUUUUGCACCUGGUGUACUUACGGCAUUAAUGGGAUCAAGUGGAGCUGGGAAAACCACUUUGAUGGAUGUGCUUGCAGGAAGGAAAACAGGAGGAUAUAUUGAGGGUGAUAUUAAAAUAUCUGGUUAUCCGAAAGUGCAACACACAUUCGCCAGAAUAGCCGGAUACGUUGAGCAAAAUGACAUACAUUCUCCUCAAAUGACAGUUCAGGAGUCUCUAUGGUUUUCUGCAUCAUUACGGCUUCCAAAAGAAGUGGGCAACGAUAAAAAGCAAGAAUUUGUUGAACAAGUAAUGAAACUAGUUGAACUUGAUAGUUUAAGACAUGCUAUAGUUGGAAUGGCCGGCACUUCUGGCUUAUCAACAGAGCAGAGAAAGAGAUUGACAAUUGCAGUGGAACUUGUUGCAAACCCUUCUAUAAUUUUCAUGGAUGAACCUACUUCCGGACUUGAUGCACGUGCGGCUGCCAUUGUUAUGAGAACUGUUCGCAAUACGGUUGAUACUGGAAGAACUGUUGUUUGUACUAUACAUCAACCAAGUAUUGAUAUAUUCGAAGCAUUUGAUGAGUUACUUCUUAUGAAACGUGGAGGACAAGUUAUCUAUGGGGGGAAGAUUGGUAACCAAUCAAAUGUGAUGAUAAAUUAUUUUCAGAGUAUCAAUGGAAUCUCCCCAAUUUCCAGUGGCUACAAUCCAGCUACUUGGAUGCUUGAGGUUACCACACCUGCUAUUGAAGAAAAAAUUGGUGUAGACUUUACAGAUGUUUACGAAAAUUCUGAACAAUUCCGGUCGGUGGAAGCUGCGAUUAGACAAUACGAACAACCAUCUCCUGACUCACAACCAUUGAAGUUUGCCACACUGUAUUCACAAAAUACAUGGUCACAAUUUGAAAAGUGUUUAUGGAAGCAGAAUAUUUUGUAUUGGAGAAAUCCAUCAUACAAUGCAAUAAGGAUGUUUUUUACAAUAUUGUCCGCUUUGUUAUUAGGUUCGAUAUUUUGGAAUAUUGGUUCAAAAAGAGAAACAACUCAACAAGUGAUGGUAAUUAUGGGUGCCUAUUUUUCUUCAUUAUUGUUCCUUGGGGUGAAAAAUGCAUCUUCUGUACAACCGGUUGUAUCAGUCGAAAGGACAGUGUUUUAUAGAGAGAAAGCAGCUGGAAUGUACUCUCCAAUUGCUUAUGCAUUAGCUCAGGGGCUGGUGGAAAUCCCAUACCAAGUUGUUCAGACAUUAGUAUUUGGUAUAAUGACAUAUUUCAUGAUGGGUUUUGAAAGGAAUUUUGGAAAGUUUAUACUAUAUCUUUGGUUCAUGUUCCUCACAUUUACCUAUUUCACAUUUUACGGCAUCAUGGCUGUUGGUCUUACACCUACCCAACAUCUCGCAGCUGUUACUUCUUCUGCAUUUUACUCUCUAUGGAAUCUUGUUUCAGGUUUUAUUAUUCCAAAAGCGUAUAUUCCUGGAUAUUGGCUUUGGUUCCAUUAUCUCUGUCCAGUUUCUUGGACACUUCGCGGUAUCAUAACAUCUCAAUUCGGAGAUGUACAAGAUAUAAUUGAAGGACCGGGAUUUAAGGGAACUGUGAAACAAUAUAUAUCUGUUUCACUUGGGUAUGAUGAUACAAUUAAUGGAGUUUCAGCAGUGUGGAUUUCAGCAUUUGUGCUUGUUGGCUUUGUUAUAUUCUUCUUUGGUUCCUUUGCUAUAUCGGUUAAAGUAUUGAAUUUCCAAAAGAGAUGA